UGAGAAUGAGGGGAUGGGGACAGGACUAAGGGGACAAAAUGGGUUAGGGGUUGUGGUCAGGGUGAGGGGUAAGGUCAUGUGGGGAUUUUCUCUCCUUGGGGUACCCCACUAAUUUCUCUCUUUCUCUCCCCACACACCUGACCCCUUUUCCCUCUCUCAUUUUUUCUCUCCCUUUUCCUCCCUUUUAUUUCUGCUCCCUCCUGCCACUCGCCUUCCCCGCCUUACUUUCAUGUCUGUACUGGGCACCUCCCUGGUGGGGGUCCCGAUCUUGGCCUUGCUUCGCUAUUUCUGUCCUCCUGUUUUCGCUCCGCUCUGCCUGCCUCCCUCAAUCUCAAUUGUUUCCCCAUCCUUCAUGUGCGCGUGUCUCUUGGUGGCCUUGGGGUCUCUGUCUCCCUCUUCCUGCCUUGCUGUCUUCUUCUCUGUCCAACUUUCUUGCCUCGCUUAUCUCUCCCGCCUUCCUGCAUCUCUUCCCGCCUCUAUCAUCCUCUCCCUGGGCCUCCCUCAUUCCUGUUUCUGUCACUCCGUCCUCUCUCUCUCCGUCUUCUCCCUGUCUCUGCUGCUUCCGUCUCUCUCCUUCUUCCUGCCGCUCUUUCCCUCCCCGUCUCCCUGGGCCUCUCUCUGCUCCUAUCUUGAUCCCAUCUCCGUGGGUGUCCCCAUCCCCACCUUGUCUAUCUUCCUCUCUCUCCCCUCUUACCUCUGUAUCUUCCUCUGACCCCAUUAUCCACCCUCGUCUUUGCGUCUCCCCCAAUCCCAUACUCCACUUCUUCCUAUCUCUGUCUCGCCCUAUCUCUGCGUCUCUCCCUGUUUCACCUCUUCCUCUGGUGUUUCUUCCCCACCUCUCCCUUCCACCUCCCUCUGCUGUGUCUGUCUCUCCCUCUGUCUCUGCCUGUCUCUCCUCCAUCUCUCUCUCUCCGUCUCUCCCUCUCUCUCCCCUCCAUCUCUCUCUACCUCUGCCCGUCUCUCCUCCAUCUCUCUCUCUCCGUCUCUCCCUCUCUCUCCCCUCCAUCUCUCUCUACCUCUGCCCGUCUCUCCCUCUGUCUCUCCUCCAUUUCUCUCUCCCUCUCUGCCUGUCUCUCCUCCAUCUCUCUCCCUCUGCCCGUCUCUCCCUCUGUCUCUCUCCCUUCCAUCUCUCUCGUCCUCCGUUCCUGUCUCUCCCUCUGUUCCAUCACCCCGACCGCUCCCUGUCCUCCCCAUCUCGGCGCCUGUCCCUCGCUGCAUCUCCUCCUCUGUGCGUCUCUUUAUCUCGUCUCCCUGUCUCUGCGUCUCCCGUCUGUGCCUCCCUCUCCUCCCCGUCUCUCCCGGCCCGGGUGCUCAGAGGCCGCCCGGCGGGGCCCGCAGGCGAUGCGCGGCGCCGGUGGCCCCCGCGGCCCUCGGGGCCCCGCUAAGAUGCUGCUGCUGCUGGCGCUGGCCUGCGCCAGCCCGUUCCCGGAGGAGGCGCCGGGGCCGGGCGGGGCCGGUGGGCCCGGCGGCGGACUCGGCGGGGCGCGGCCGCUCAACGUGGCGCUCGUGUUCUCGGGGCCCGCGUACGCGGCCGAGGCGGCACGCCUGGGCCCGGCCGUGGCGGCGGCGGUGCGCAGCCCGGGCCUAGACGUGCGGCCCGUGGCGCUGGUGCUCAACGGCUCGGACCCGCGCAGCCUCGUGCUGCAGCUCUGCGACCUGCUGUCGGGGUUGCGCGUGCACGGCGUGGUCUUCGAAGACGACUCGCGCGCGCCCGCCGUCGCGCCCAUCCUCGACUUCCUGUCGGCGCAGACCUCGCUGCCCAUCGUGGCCGUGCACGGCGGCGCCGCGCUCGUGCUCACGCCCAAGGAGAAGGGCUCCACCUUCCUGCAGCUGGGCUCCUCCACCGAGCAACAGCUUCAGGUCAUCUUUGAGGUGCUGGAGGAGUAUGACUGGACGUCCUUUGUAGCCGUGACCACGCGUGCCCCUGGCCACCGGGCCUUCCUGUCCUACAUUGAGGUGCUGACUGACGGUAGUCUGGUGGGCUGGGAGCACCGCGGAGCGCUGACGCUGGACCCUGGGGCGGGCGAGGCCGUGCUCAGUGCCCAGCUCCGCAGUGUCAGCGCGCAGAUCCGCCUGCUCUUCUGCGCCCGAGAGGAGGCCGAGCCCGUGUUCCGCGCAGCUGAGGAGGCUGGCCUCACUGGAUCUGGCUACGUCUGGUUCAUGGUGGGGCCCCAGCUGGCUGGAGGCGGGGGCUCUGGGGCCCCUGGUGAGCCCCCUCUUCUGCCAGGAGGCGCCCCCCUGCCUGCCGGGCUGUUUGCAGUGCGCUCGGCUGGCUGGCGGGAUGACCUGGCUCGGCGAGUGGCAGCUGGCGUGGCCGUAGUGGCCAGAGGUGCCCAGGCCCUGCUGCGUGAUUAUGGUUUCCUUCCUGAGCUCGGCCACGACUGUCGCGCCCAGAACCGCACCCACCGCGGCGAGAGUCUGCAUAGGUACUUCAUGAACAUCACGUGGGAUAACCGGGAUUACUCCUUCAAUGAGGACGGCUUCCUAGUGAACCCCUCCCUGGUGGUCAUCUCCCUCACCAGAGACAGGACGUGGGAGGUGGUGGGCAGCUGGGAGCAGCAGACGCUCCGCCUCAAGUACCCACUGUGGUCCCGCUAUGGUCGCUUCCUGCAGCCAGUGGACGACACGCAGCACCUCACGGUGGCCACGCUGGAGGAAAGGCCGUUUGUCAUCGUGGAGCCUGCAGACCCCAUCAGCGGCACCUGCAUCCGAGACUCCGUCCCCUGCCGGAGCCAGCUCAACCGAACCCACAGCCCUCCACCGGAUGCCCCCCGCCCGGAAAAGCGCUGCUGCAAGGGUUUCUGCAUCGACAUUCUGAAGCGGCUGGCGCAUACCAUCGGCUUCAGCUACGACCUCUACCUGGUCACCAAUGGCAAGCACGGAAAGAAGAUCGAUGGCGUCUGGAACGGCAUGAUCGGGGAGGUGUUCUACCAGCGCGCAGACAUGGCCAUCGGCUCCCUCACCAUCAACGAGGAGCGCUCCGAGAUCGUGGACUUCUCCGUCCCCUUCGUGGAGACCGGCAUCAGCGUCAUGGUGGCGCGCAGCAAUGGCACGGUGUCCCCCUCGGCCUUCCUCGAGCCCUACAGCCCCGCCGUGUGGGUGAUGAUGUUCGUCAUGUGCCUCACUGUGGUCGCCGUCACUGUUUUCAUCUUCGAGUACCUCAGUCCUGUUGGCUACAACCGCAGCCUGGCCACGGGCAAGCGCCCUGGCGGCUCAACCUUCACCAUUGGGAAAUCCAUCUGGCUGCUCUGGGCCCUGGUGUUCAAUAAUUCGGUGCCCGUGGAGAACCCCCGGGGAACCACCAGCAAAAUCAUGGUGCUGGUGUGGGCCUUCUUCGCCGUCAUCUUCCUCGCCAGCUACACAGCCAACCUGGCCGCCUUCAUGAUCCAGGAGGAGUACGUGGAUACUGUGUCUGGGCUCAGUGACCGCAAGUUCCAGAGGCCCCAGGAGCAGUACCCGCCCCUGAAGUUUGGGACCGUGCCCAACGGCUCCACGGAGAAGAACAUCCGCAGCAACUAUCCCGACAUGCACAGCUACAUGGUGCGCUACAACCAGCCCCGCGUAGAGGAAGCGCUCACUCAGCUCAAGGCAGGGAAGCUGGACGCCUUCAUCUACGAUGCUGCAGUGCUCAAUUACAUGGCCCGCAAGGACGAGGGCUGCAAGCUUGUCACCAUCGGCUCCGGCAAGGUCUUCGCCACGACAGGCUAUGGCAUCGCCCUGCACAAGGGCUCCCGCUGGAAGCGGCCCAUCGACCUGGCGUUGCUGCAGUUCCUGGGGGAUGAUGAGAUCGAGAUGCUGGAGCGGCUGUGGCUCUCUGGGAUCUGCCACAAUGACAAAAUCGAGGUGAUGAGCAGCAAGCUGGACAUCGACAACAUGGCGGGCGUCUUCUACAUGCUCCUGGUGGCCAUGGGCCUGUCCCUGCUGGUCUUCGCCUGGGAGCACCUGGUGUACUGGCGCCUGCGGCACUGCCUGGGGCCCACCCACCGCAUGGACUUCCUGCUGGCCUUCUCCAGGGGCAUGUACAGCUGCUGCAGCGCCGAGGCCGCCCCACCGCCCGCCAAGCCCCCGCCGCCGCCACAGCCCCUGCCCAGCCCCGCGUACCCCGCGCCGCGGCCGGCGCCCGGGCCCGCACCUUUCGUGCCCCGCGAGCGCGCCUCAGUGGACCGCUGGCGCCGGACCAAGGGCGCGGGGCCGCCGGGGGGCGCGGGCCUGGCCGACGGCUUCCACCGCUACUACGGCCCCAUCGAGCCGCAGGGCCUAGGCCUCGGCCUGGGCGAAGCGCGCGCGGCACCGCGGGGCGCAGCCGGGCGCCCGCUGUCCCCGCCGGCCGCUCAGCCCCCGCAGAAGCCGCCGCCCUCCUAUUUCGCCAUCGUACGCGACAAGGAGCCAGCCGAGCCCCCCGCCGGCGCCUUCCCCGGCUUCCCGUCGCCGCCCGCGCCCCCCGCCGCCGCGGCCACCGCCGUCGGGCCGCCACUCUGCCGCCUGGCCUUCGAGGACGAGAGCCCGCCGGCGCCCGCGCGGUGGCCGCGCUCGGACCCCGAGAGCCAACCCCUGCUGGGGCCGGGCGCGGGCGGCGCGGGGGGCACGGGGGGCGCAGGCGGAGGAGCCCCGGCCGCUCCGCCCCCGUGCCGCGCCGCGCCGCCCCCGUGCCCUUACCUCGAUCUCGAGCCGUCGCCGUCGGACUCGGAGGACUCGGAGAGCCUGGGCGGCGCGUCGCUGGGCGGCCUGGAGCCCUGGUGGUUCGCCGACUUCCCCUACCCGUAUGCCGAGCGCCUCGGGCCGCCGCCCGGCCGCUACUGGUCGGUCGACAAGCUCGGGGGCUGGCGCGCCGGGAGCUGGGACUACCUGCCCCCGCGCAGCGGUCCGGCCGCCUGGCACUGUCGGCACUGCGCCAGCCUGGAGCUGCUGCCGCCGCCGCGCCAUCUCAGCUGCUCGCACGAUGGCCUGGACGGCGGCUGGUGGGCGCCACCUCCUCCACCCUGGGCCGCCGGGCCCCUGCCCCGACGCCGGGCCCGCUGCGGGUGCCCGCGGUCGCACCCGCACCGCCCGCGGGCCUCGCACCGCACGCCCGCCGCCGCCGCGCCCCACCACCACAGGCACCGGCGCGCCGCUGGGGGCUGGGACCUCCCGCCGCCCGCGCCCACCUCGCGCUCGCUCGAGGACCUCAGCUCGUGCCCUCGCGCCGCCCCUGCGCGCAGGCUUACCGGGCCCUCCCGCCACGCUCGCAGGUGUCCGCACGCCGCGCACUGGGGGCCGCCGCUGCCCACAGCUUCCCACCGGAGACACCGGGGCGGGGACCUGGGCACCCGCAGGGGCUCGGCGCACUUCUCUAGCCUCGAGUCCGAGGUAUGACGCGGCCCCGGGGGCCCCACCGCCCCCUUGGUCAGCGCAGGCCACGGCCCGAGGGGGCGCCCGCAGUGGACAGGACCCGCGUGGGUUGGGAAGGAAAGCAGUGGAACUGGCCGGACCCCGCCUGGAGCAGCGUCCUGCGCCCCCUGGUUCUGGAGGAACCGCAAGCCGGAGAGGAUUUGGUCCCUCAACUAUCACCCAGCCUGAGAGCGAGGGGGCGGGGGCCUUGGAGCCCACCGGACUUUUUUUUAAACCCGACAAGGGCUUUUUAACGUCACCAGAUGGGGCGGGAGGUGGGGGGUUCACCCCACUCCCGCGUCCCACCUCCACGCCCGGGGCCGUGGCCCCCACAUCACUGUGCAGCUCCCCGGCCCCAGCCGCGCCUCCGGGGAAGCCCGUUUUUAACCUUUCAUCCAUUGGGACUCAAAACUGAGACGCGUUCGCCAAACUGUGACCCCAGACCUUGGCGCCGCCACACAGAAACCCCUGACCCAGACUGUGACAUCCGACUCCUAAAAUGGUCAUCCGACUCCAGACUGUGACCCCUGACCCCAAACUGUGACCCGAACCCCAGACUGUGCCCCGACCAGACUGUGACCCUUGACAUCAAACCGUGACACCCCCUCCUCCUCUUCCACCCUCGGUCGCUUUUCCCUACUCUGACCUAGGACACGUCCCCAACGGAAGCCCCGCCUUCCCUUGCACCGCGAUGAACCCAACCUCCCUGAAGCCAAAACUUCCCACCCUGCCGCACCUCCGGACCACCCCACUUGCCACCAAGCACAUCCUCUCCAAAUCCAACCCUUAUUCGCGACCCUUCAGUGAUGACCCAGCAGACCUCCAAAAAGCCUCCUCUGCCCACAUCUCCAGCCGGGUCUGGGGCUGGGUUGCGGAGGGGAGGGUCUGGGAGUCCACACUUCUCCACCAACUUCCCUUCCCACUCUCUUAUUCCACAUUGCAGUGUUUGGAAUAAACCAUGUUUUUAUGCCUCCUCA
Molecule: messenger RNA, 6344 nt
Organism: Pan troglodytes (chimpanzee)
Lineage: Eukaryota; Metazoa; Chordata; Mammalia; Primates; Hominidae
Gene: GRIN2D
Product: glutamate ionotropic receptor NMDA type subunit 2D
Exons: 12
Coding region: 1342-5352 (1336 amino acids)
Biological process (GO): monoatomic ion transport
Cellular component (GO): membrane
Molecular function (GO): ligand-gated monoatomic ion channel activity; signaling receptor activity
Source: RefSeq, a predicted model, not a curated record